This is a messenger RNA of Eurytemora carolleeae, 1789 nucleotides long. Its product is annotated as pyridine nucleotide-disulfide oxidoreductase domain-containing protein 2. Lineage: Eukaryota; Metazoa; Arthropoda; Copepoda; Calanoida; Temoridae. The transcript is spliced from 16 exons. The coding region runs from base 34 to 1713 and encodes 559 amino acids. The record is from RefSeq and is a predicted model, not a curated record.
UUUUUUUUUAAAGAUGAAUUAAAUUAAAGAAAAAUGAUAAAAUGCCCAAGAAAAAUCCAGGUCCCAAGAUACCUAUUAUAUUCUACUCUAAGGAGAGGGUUGAGUAGUGGUGUUCCUCGAGACUCCUAUGAUGUUGUUGUGGUGGGUGGGGGGCACAAUGGGUUGGUUUCAGCAGCAUAUCUAGCUAAAGCAGGACUAAAGACUACUGUACUCGAGAGAAGACAUGUUGUAGGGGGAGCUGCAGUUACGGAGGAGAUAGUUCCUGGAUUCAAGUUCUCAAGAGCGUCCUACGUUCUCAGCCUUCUCCGUCCUCAAAUAUUUCAGGACCUGGAGCUAACCAAGCACGGACUCAAGGUUCAUCUCCGGGAUCCUAGUUCCUAUACUCCAAUCCGUCCUGAUCUUUUAAAGGACGGAGAUCCAACUUCCCUGACUCUAGGUUUGUGUGAGAAAAAGAAUAAGUUGGAGAUCUCUAAGUUCUCGGUUAAGGACGCAGAAAACUUCUCCAAGUAUGAAGAAGAGCUGGAGAAAUUUGUAGAGGCAGUAGAUCCACUUCUAGACUUCGCAGCCAUAGACAUGAAAACCUUCUCGAAAGCGUCUCUAUUCGAAAAAAUCGGUAUUCUUCGACAAAACCUUCAUCUGCUGAAGGCUGGUAAAACUGUUGGACCUGUCGCUGGAGAUUUCUACGAGCUAAUGACAGCUCCGACAACUAAGAUCCUGGAUAAAUGGUUUGAAUCUGAACCUUUAAAAGCAACUUUAGCUACGGACUCUUGUAUCGGAGCAAUGAUUAGUCCGGAUACUCCGGGAUCAGGAUACGUUCUGUUACAUCACGUGAUGGGUGAGCUGGAAGGGAUCAGGGGCGCCUGGGGAUAUCCUGAGGGAGGGAUGGGGGCAGUGUCAGGGGCUAUAGCUAAAUCAGCUCUAGCCGCAGGGGCGGAGAUCUAUACAAGUACAGAGGUUGAAAAGAUAACUACGAAUAGCAAGGGAGAAGCUAACGGAGUAAUUCUAGCAGAUGGUUCCCAGAUCAAAGCAAAACUUAUUUUGUCAAAUGCAACUCCGGAGAUUACUUUUAACAAGUUAAUGAAGGAGAGUUCUGAUGUACCCUGUGUAAUGUUACCUAAUUUCCUGGCGGAUCCUAACCAAGGAGAUGAACCUAUGCCACACCAUAGGUGUACUAUUCAUAUGAACUGUGAGGAGAGUGAAAUGAUAAAUGUUGCCUAUCAGGAUGCAGUGGAGGGAAGGUUUUCCAAAGCUCCGAUGAUUGAAAUGACUCUUCCGUCCUCCCUAGACAAAACUAUAUCUCCUCCAGGCAGCCAUGUUUGUUUGUUGUUUACCCAGUAUGCCCCGUACCAGCUUAAAGAUAGAGUCUGGGAUGAAGAAACUAAAGAAGAAUACGCAAACAUCGUCUUCGAUUCAAUAGAGCAAUAUGCUCCAGGAUUUAAAUCAAGUAUUGUUGGAAAAGAAGUUCUUCCUCCUCCAGAUUUGGAGAGAAUCUUCGGUCUUACAGGAGGCAACAUAUUCCAUGGUUCCAUGUCUCUUGAUCAGCUCUACCUUACCCGUCCUACUACUCAGGGUGUGUCUCCAGGUACCCCUGUACCCAACCUACUCAUCUGCGGGUCCGGAGCUCAUCCUGGGGGCGGAGUUAUGGGAGCACCAGGACGGAUUGCUGCCAAGGAUGCAGUAAAGAAACUAGGAGGAAAAUGGGAGUUUUCCUGAGAUUAGUUGAACUGAAGAUUUAGAAUUUACUAAAAAUAUAAAUUCAAAAUAAUAAAUAAAAUGGAGUUAGGUUAAA